Messenger RNA from Python bivittatus (Burmese python), 520 nucleotides. RefSeq names its product C-X-C motif chemokine 3-like. NCBI's taxonomy places the organism in Eukaryota, Metazoa, Chordata, Lepidosauria, Squamata, Pythonidae. Gene Ontology annotation, biological process: chemotaxis; immune response; defense response. The record is from RefSeq and is a predicted model, not a curated record. Gene Ontology annotation, molecular function: chemokine activity. Gene Ontology annotation, cellular component: extracellular region.
UUCCUCGCCAGCGUCGUUAUCCCGUCAGGUCGGCCCGGGAAGGAUAAAAGCCCGGCGGCGGCAUGAACCCGCUCAGAGCGCGCUGCAGCCCGCGGUCCCAGCAUGAACCGCCUAGCCUUCCUCACGACCGCCCGAAUUGUCCUCUUCCUGCUGCUCACCGGGAGCGCUUUGCAGCCCCAGGCGAGAGAAUUGCGCUGCAAGUGUGUGAAAGUCUUUUCCCAGAGAAUUUCACUUGAAUCCAUUGCUUCUGUGGAUUUCACACCUGAGGGACCACACUGUGUCAGGCCAGAAGUCAUAAUCACCAGGAAAGAUGGGAAACAAGUCUGCAUGAACCCCAGAAUGCCAUGGGUCAAGAGGAUUGUCCAAGAGAUUAUUAACCAGCAAAACAACAGGCUGUGACAGAAACUAUAUUUGGAUAUGUAACUGCAAGAGAAAAUGCUGCAACUGUAAAGAAAGAGAAGGAGAGAGAGAGAGAGAAAUUCCUGUGGUAAAAAAGCCAGAAAAGAAGAAAACCGGAAGC